AUGCCACGUAAAGCCAUAUCCCCAGACACCAAUGAACCGGCCAACGGGGGUAUCCCGACUCCCCCAUCAGAAAAGACCGUUCAGUCACGCCAAAGAAAAGCCAGCCAGCGGUCCAGGACGGGUUGCCGAACAUGCCGCGUCCGCCAUAUAAAAUGUGACGAAGCGCCAAGCGCCUGCAAUAACUGUGUCUCGACACAGCGCACCUGCGAUGGGUACGACGUAGCCCGAUUAACAAACAAGAAGAAGACAUCAGUCGUGACACUGCAAGAUAUCGGCGCGCACGUAAGCUGGUUAACAACAAUGGAUGAGCGACGAUGUUUCUCAUACUUCAUGCACAUUACUAUUCCAAACUUAUCGACAUUUUUCACCGCGACAUUGUGGCACAAAUACGCACGACAGAUGAGUCUAGGCGAUCGCGCGGUAUAUCACGCGGCGAACAUGCUAGGUGCGAUUCACGAGGAAGCAACCGAGAAUAACAUGCGGCUUUGGGGAGAAAAUCUCCGCAGAUCGCAUCAGCGGGUCGCGCUUGAGCAAGGCUCGAGGGCUUUUGCGCAUCUACAUGCUCGACAAGCGUCGCAGGAUCCGGAAUUUCGAGAGGUAGUGCUGGUUUGCUGCCUUUUUUUCGUGAUAGGUGAUUUGAUGAUGGGUAGAUAUGAGAACGCCUUUAUUCAUCUGCGGAGUGGACUCAAGGUUCUUGCGGAAACGCAAAAUAAACAAUUGGUCGACCAAUCUAUUGUUGAGACAUUCACACGAUUGGAUAAUCAAUCCUCGCAUUUUGGGACAGGGCGUGUUAUCGAGGAGAGGACGGCUGAAGAAGAAUUACCGCGCGACGAUUCAUUCUAUAAUAUCAACACAAUAGAUGGUCUCCAUGAGGCUGUUUGUAACGUUUUAAGUUCAGGCAUUCCUUUCCUCGCCAAAUGCUGGAAACUUUCAGCAGAGGAGCGAGAAGCCGAUUACCUGAAUUUGACAAACAAGCAAAGCAUUCUCAUCUGUCGAUGUUAUGAACUCAGAGACCAUAUCGAGACCUUCUACCAAUUCAAUUACCAUAAAGCAAGUUACCAACAAAAACAAGCAUUGGGACUCCUUCGACUCCAAUGUCCUGGGCAGCUUAUCGGGCUUGAAACAUGCCUAACCGAAGGCCCCGCGCUGGAAGAACUUAUGCCUGAUUUCAAAGCGGUCAUACUACUAUACCAUGAUUUCGUCAAUAAAUUUCCUGAACGCCCCACAUUAAGCGUGGGCCAUGGCGUCCUCCCGAUUCUCUGGGUAGUAGCCUCCAAAUGUCCUCAAUACUCGGGUCGACUUGAGGCGAUCAAUGCGUUAUUAGCUUGGCCGCACUGCGAGGGAUUCGUCAACUCGAAUAUGGUGGCUUCUGUGGCGUUGGAGGCUUUGAAAGUGGAACUUGCAAAGAAGGGGGUGGAAGAUCUGUCGUCAAUGCUUGAUCCGAAAGGUCAUGCAGAGCUGAUGGAAUAUUUGAAUCAAAGCAAGAAGUCGACACCGCAACUGGGAACAUGGUCACCUAUCAAGGCAGCCAAGAUCCUCGAUAAUUAA
Penicillium angulare is the source of this 1548-nucleotide messenger RNA. RefSeq names its product Zn(II)2Cys6 transcription factor. Gene Ontology annotation, biological process: regulation of DNA-templated transcription. The record is from RefSeq and is a predicted model, not a curated record. Lineage: Eukaryota; Fungi; Ascomycota; Eurotiomycetes; Eurotiales; Aspergillaceae. Gene Ontology annotation, molecular function: DNA-binding transcription factor activity, RNA polymerase II-specific; zinc ion binding. The coding region runs from base 1 to 1548 and encodes 515 amino acids. The transcript is spliced from 2 exons.